Lymnaea stagnalis (great pond snail) is the source of this 9889-nucleotide messenger RNA. NCBI's taxonomy places the organism in Eukaryota, Metazoa, Mollusca, Gastropoda, Lymnaeidae. The record is from the annotation of a GenBank genome assembly.
AGGUAUUGGAACAAGUUUAGCCUCAAGAAUAAGUAGGGAUGCUCUUAUGUCACCUAGAAGAGUAAGUGAACAUUCUUAUAAUGUUUAGAAUUCUGUAGAACAACAAAUUUUUAUUUUAUUUUUUCUUAUUUAUCGUUUUUCUCUCAAUUUAACCAUAAAAUUGCAUAUUUAACUACUUCAAAUUUUUUUAAAAUAAUUUAUUUUAUGUCCAUUCAUGUGCUUCUUUUUAUUCUGUUAAUGUGUUAUAUCAUUUGUGAACAGAGAACCAAAAGAGAAUUUUUAUUUAAACAAUUAUAAUUUACGAAGCUCAUUUUUUUUCAGACCCCACAAAGGGAAUUUAAGUUAACCAUAUCCCAUUUAUGACGCUCAUGAUUUUUCAGAGCCCAAGAGCUUUUAAGUUUAGUAGUGCUCAGAGAAAACCUUCAGGGUUCCUAAACAGAACUCCAGGCUUCAGUAUGAAUACCAGCAGACUAUACAGUUUCUUAAAUACCACCCCUAAUUGUUCAUCUAACAACACAGUUGUGACGUCAUUCCUCAAAAGGAAUACUCCACCCACUAAACAGAACAUACAUGUAAGUCAGAUUUUGUUUAUUUGAUUAAAUAUUGUAGAAGUAGUACUGCUUUAAAUAUUUUUCUCAUUUAUGAAUGCUAAUACUGUCAAAUCAAGUACUAAAUAAAAUGAGUAAAACAGAAUAGGGUUAAACCUGAAAAAAUAAACGCAACAAAACAGCAAACGUGUCGGCAGAAAGCCUUCGUCAGCGAACAAAACAACAGAAAAAAACGGUAUAAAAAUAAGAAAUAGCACUUAGCUGGUAAGUAGUAUCUGUGGGCAGCAAUAGAAGUGUGGCAGAAGGAAAGUGAGUGAGAGUUUAAAUAUGCAGCAGCGAAAAAAAGGGGGAGAAAAAAGUUCACUAUUAUUGGUCAGAACGUGGCUGGGCGGAGCUAGGGUUAAGCUGUGAACAGAGACAUAACAUUAAUCCCAUCUGGCGUCAAAGUGCCGUAAGUCAGGAUAAGUCUGUGUUCCAAAGUGACCCGGCUGGCGGUGUUUGUGCUAGCCACAAUCGCACUUAUUGAAAAGUCUGCCUUGCCCUGGUGGUUGCUACUAUUGAAGUGUUUGGAGACGGGACACUGUUUAUCUUGUGUAAUGUUUCGGUACACCUGUCUGAGAGACGGCGUCCAGUCUCCCCUAUGUACGUCAUCUGACAGCGGGUGCUGACAAUGGCGUAGAUAACGUUGCGGCUCGUACAGAGGAAACCGUUGCGUAUCUGAAAACUGCCCUAAGGGAAACGUAUGUGUUGAGUCUCAACCUGAUUGCAGUCUCUCCCCUUAUUACCCCAAAUCAAGUACUAGUAUUAUCUAAUUUAUUUCAUAAAUUUUUAAAAAAAUAACCAAUUGGUUAGGAAUCUCAUAUUUUUAUACACACUGGAAUAAUUUGUGUAAUUCAUUUAUAGACAGAAAAAUAACCACAGAAUAAGCAAAAACAAAACCACAUAUUUUUUAUUGAAAUCAUGAAAUUUUCACUACAAUUAGUGAAAUUAAAGAAAUAAAAUAAUAUUCGACCCCCAGGUUAUCAUCUGAUGUGGUAAUUUCUGGGACAUUAACAGCAUUUAAGGCUAUUGUUUUUUAUUUUUAAGGGGGGGGGGGGGCUUAACAUCACCAAGUAGUAAUUAAAAUAUGAUGCCAAGAAAAAAUAAGCCUAUUCUAUACCAGGUUUUGAUCGUUAAACAAAGAGUCGUGAAGGAGGCAACUUGAUAUUGCAUUUUCAACAGGUGUGGAUUUUUUUUUUUUAAAUUUAGUUUCAUUUUAUUGUUUCUAGGCCAUUCAAGAACAAAAGAAAUCAAGAAUGAUUGAAAAAGAGAAUCGUGAUAGGGAGAGACUAAAGAAAGCUGCUGAGCUAAAACAGCGAAGGAUAGAAGAACUUAAAAGGUAGGUUUAUUUACUGAAACUAUGUAUAUGUUGUUCUUUAUAUUAUUUUAAGUCCUAUAAAUACAACUUUUCAAUAUUAACAAAUCUUUGGGUAGUCUGCAGAAUAUCCAAAUCACUUUAUAACAGAGUUAGGAAUUUGAGCUGAUAUUCCAUCACUAUGAUGUAUUUGAAAAAAAAAAUUAUUUUAACAUACAAGCUUAGAUACAUGAUACAUUUUUUCAACUUAUGGAGCUGGGGCACCCUUUUGUGUGUGAUUAUAUUUAUUUAAUGCUAUAUUCUAUAAAUUACAAGUUGGGUACGCUUAGUUUUUAAAAUAAUCUUUCAUUGUCAUUCUUAAAAAAUUAACCCUAAAUACCACAAUUGUACAUUUUCUCAAAUUAAAAAGAUGAACAAAGCUAUAAAUACAUUUUGAUGGAAUAAAAAAAGGGGUUAAAACAAGAGCAAUUCAGAUAGAUAUAAAUGAACCUAAAUUUUUUAUUUCAGAUAACAAUUUGGAAAAUAAAAUAUUGUUAAGAAGUUCUUAUAAAUAGUCAAAGUAUAUUAAAAUUGUAUUUUAAUUGUUUUGGAAGGGAUUCAAUUGUAUAUUAAGGGGAGGAGGGGUUAUGAAAAAAGCAUAUUUAUAUUUUUCUAUUGUAAAUGCCAGGGGCUCUCGAACUUGAAGGAUUUGUUACGGUACUAUUUAAAAACAUGAACAUAAUUUAAAAUUUGACCUCGAUGUCUGUAUUUAUUUUGGAUUAAUUACCUAAGUAAUGUACCACUUGAACAGUUAGAGAAUCAAUGCUUAUUAAAAAAUAAACAAAAAUUGUAUUUAUAGGCAAAGAGAAGAGAAGGAGCGUAGGGUUGCAGAAGUGCGAGAGCAGAAAAAUCGUAUUGAACAAGAGCAGAAGGAUAAGAUGACUAAGAAAUUUGAGGAUCAGUAUUUACAGACAGAAAAAUUAUUAGAGGCACGGCUCAAGGAAGAAAAAGAGAGACAAAAACUCAGGUAAGCCUUUUUGUAUCAAAAGAGAAAACAUAUAAUCAUUCAUAUUUAAGGCUUAUAGAAAGAUGUCUAGCAAACAUGUCUUUUGUCAUGUAAUAGAGAUGUACUUUUUUAAGUAAUGGGACAAUGUAUCGGAAUAAUUGAAAUAUCAGGAUUUUUUCCAAAGCAUCGGGAAUCGGUAUCGGAGCUGAAUAAUUCAGACCCGAUUCCGAAACCAAAACAAUUCUUAACUGAUAAACUGCCGUAAGCCGGUGAACUCAAUACUACAAUGUAGUAAUUAUAAUUAAUAUUUUAUUUUUUGUUUUUUGGAAUUAAACAAUAAUUAUAAUAAUUAAACCUUUUCUCAAAAAAGUUAUAUAAAAUGUUAUUUUGUGAAGGGAAACUUUUUCCUAUUUUGUAUGUACAUGAAUAAUAAUUUCAUGUGUAUAUUUAAUACAGAGUUUUUAUAUACACAUUUUGAAAUUUUUAUCAAAGACACUAGCUACAUCUUUGUAUUAUUAAAAUGGAAUUAUUGAUAGAUGUGUAUAUAUAAAACCUUUCCAAGACAUUGCUAUCUAGCAUAUAGUAAAGCUUCAAUAGCAAGUUAAUAAACUUUUCUAAUCAAUUCUCAACUUUUAUAUUAAUUAAAUAUGUUAAUACCUGGGCACAGUAAUACAUAUAUGUAAUAAUGGCAAGGAAUCAUAUCGGGAUAAUUGGGUAGAAUCGGAAUCGUUUAAAAUUUUGGUAUCGUCCCAUCACUAGUACUUUUAUUAUUGUUGAAAAUAGAUGAUGAAGCUUACCAAGUAAUGACCACAAUUUCUUUUAGCAGUGUCUAUAACUGAAUGUGAUCCGGUAGAUUCUUUCUAAUUAGAGACCCACCGAUAUUGAUUUUCUGAUUUCGGCCGAAACCCAAAUCAAAAGUUUUAUGAGACCUUUUUUAAGAUAUUUUGCAAUUCAUUUACGCACACAUUCCACAAUAUUGAAAAAUGAUGGUGGAACUCUUCCACUAAACCAUACAUUUUUGUUGACACAUGCUUUCUUAUUGGCUGACCUAUAAUGUUUCGUUUGUCUGCAAUUAUUAUUUAUCGGCUAAUUUUAUAUUUGAUCCAGGUCAAACAAAAGUCUAACUAAGUUUAGUAUGAUAAUACUGUAGCAGAAGCGGUUACGCUGGAACUCUCAAUACAGUACAAUAUAGUCUUAGAAUAGUACUUUACCAUCUCAAAAUCUUACAGUACCGUAUUGUAACAGUGAAGGAAUAAACAUAAAAUAUAAUGUAUACAAUAACUAUUCACAUCGCAUAUCAAAUUCAUGUCACUUCUUAAAGUAGAAGACUGACGUUUAUAUACAGUGCAUUAUUGCAAAUAAAAAUGUACACUUCCUUUGCCACUUUGAUAGAAGAAGAUGUGGUGCAGUAGUGGAAAUUGAGAACGCCCUCCGAAGUCAGCCUAACAAAAGUAGGGAUGGGGUUUGUUGAGGAGGCUGGACACACACACCCACCUUCAUUUUUUUAAAUUCAAAACGCCGGUUACACUGUUGUGUAUACCUUAAUAUAAUUUUGUAUCAUUGUAGAAUUGCUCGAUCAGCCUCUAUUUCUAAUUAUCAUUUUUCAAAACUCAAAAAGAUAAAGAUAUUGUGGCCUACUGCUCAGAUGUUACUGGAAUAAAACUUUAAAAAUAUUUUGUGUCAUGUAUUUCAACUUCUUACUAGGCUAAAAAAGCAAAUGGAAGCUGAUGCAAGGAGGAAGCAGGAAGAAGAAGAAAGGCAAAAACGAUUUUUGGAACAGGUUAGUAUCAAUUUUGUCAUUUCUGCUUUGUGUCUGGGACUGCUUUAAACCUGAAUAUAUACUUUUAAGAAACAAACUGGUGUUUAGAAAAUCAGCUUCAAGGUCAUUUGAGUAUUUUUAAUAGACAGGUGAAGUAACACUAACUGAAGGAGCAAACGAUCUAAAAUUUAAUAAUAAGCUUUGGGGUUGUCCAAAACUAUGUGGUGCGCGACAUGGGAAGUGGGUAACAACAUAUUGUAUUGUAUUUUCAUCAUAAAAUAAUCUGUUUGUUUGAAAAUGUAGGGCCAACCCACUCUUCCUGAAAAUACAAACUUUGCACCCAUAAAAAUGACUAAAUUUCUCUUUUUCGUUUUAUCAAUAAAUUUUACCUUUUUAUUAUGACUAUCUAAAUUAUUUUUAAAAUUAAAAAUGUUACAUUUUCAGGAAAAAGAGCGUUUAAAGCGGCAAGAAGAAGAAGCCAAGCGCCUUGCUGAACAAGAGGCACUAAAACAGGAGUUCCAGAAAAUGAUUAAUAAACACAAUAGUAGUAUAACCCAUUCAAAGCCACCACCACCAGCUUCUGCUAAUGUUCCACAACAAAGCUCAACAUCUAACAAUAACAAACAGCCUACGAAAUCUUCAACAAGGUCUGUAUUUUUAUAUAUAUGUAUAUGUAAUUUCCUACAUUUGUCAGAGGCAUUGUUUGAAUUAGACUCUUAACUAUCAUCUCUGUCUUGCAGUUUUUCUGUUUUCAGCUUUUUUUAACUCAAAAGAAGUGUUCCCUUAUAAAUGUCUGUGAAAGAAUUUAAGGUUAGAAUUUUUAAUCAUACUUUAUAUAUAAUGUAGUAUUUACUGUUAAAUGUUUAGCUCUGCUAAUAUACUAAUAUAAAAUAUUUUCAACAGCUAUGAUAUGACACCAGUAAAAGUAAAAUCAUAUGCACCGAUGAAGGAUCCUGAUAACUAUGACAUUGAUGACAAGGAAUCAGAUGAAUCAACGGAUGAUGAGGAGGAUCCUAAGAAAGUAAUUCCAAGUUGGGCAUUAGGUAUGUCAUUCAUUGAAACUUUUAGUGAUUAUUAUGGAAGAUGUUGGUAAGUAGAUUUAUUAUGUAUUAAACCAUCAGUUUUCAAGAGGGCUUAAAAAUGUUAUGUAACAGUUAGGGUCAAUGCUUUUAUAAGACUGAUAAAAGCAGUUACUAAGUCAAUAUAUUGUUGAGGAGUUCUUCAAAGACAAGGGAAUUCCAUUUGAUAGUGCUGAUUGACAACACCAAUGACUGGUUGUAGUGAAUGUGUGUCUCCAACAGUUAAAAACAACUGAUUACCUACUUAAUUCAUCAUAAUAACACCAAUUUUGUGUAUAGUUCUGAAAUGCUUGCUAUUCAAAUUGAUUUACAUGGAAAGAAAAUGUGAACUUUAAAAAAAAAAUUUAAAUCUCAUCUCUACUAUUGUAUGAAAAUAAACUAUAUCUAAGUAGAAAGCAAGUUAUAGUUGGAUAGAAGAUGGGAGAAAACAAGAUAAUAAUCAGAAACUAUUUUGCCAUGCAACUACUUGGAAAUUCUACAUAAGUAUAUAUCUGAACAAUUUGAGGAUCUUAACAUAAUUAAACAACAAUCCAUCAUCAGACCUGUUUACUCUUACGAUUUUGGCGUACAAUGUACGAUUUUGAGAUGUCUUUUACGAUUGUACGCCGAGACCCGCCAAAACUACGAUUUUCAGAGAGCCGGUGAAAAAAAAAAUUUUCCGAUUAAAAUUCGUUUGUUGAAGUUUUAGCCUUUUCCAAUAAAAAUCUACAGGUGAAUGAAACGAGAAAAACGAUUGGUUGUAAUUUUUUUUUAAAGUUGGGACCAUCCUUCAUUAUAUUUAUGUGCGCGCUGAGAGGGGAGGUGGGGGUUGUUAAUGAAGGAGAUUUGCGGCAUUUGUGUCACACUGAACUAGUUAGCUGCGUCACCGGUAAUAUUUAUACUAUUCACCGCCAUCCCCUUUGACUGCUACCCAGCGUGUGACGUAGUUUUGUUCCCUUGAACCGCGGCGAUGGUGAAAACUAGAGACGAGACGGUUUUUACAAUCAAAUACUUGAUCCCACUGUUCUGCACUGGAAUGUUGGACGUGGACAUAUUUGAUAAGAGCUUGUCAGCGGCAUUUAACAAAUAUUGGUAGAACUCGCAAAGCAGCUCUUGACCCUCAGCGCUUGUAAUACGACAGUUUGGUAUCACUACUAAUACUGCCCCCCACCCCCACCCCUUUUUUUAAACGGAAAAAAUCAGACGACAGCUCAAUUUGUUUCCCUUAUAUUGAGUUGGGGGUGGGGGGUGGUUCUGCCCGGUGGAAAUAAUAACGUCACCAGCACGGAAAGACGAAUUACUGGACUACAGUGUGUUAUCACUAUGUCAUGUUCAAUUUUACAACUACAGGGAUCUCUUUAUGAAAACACAAAUCAUUAGUAGCUUUUAUGAGUAGGCCUAUAUGCUUACUGCGAAAUAUUGGAAUAUUUCUUAUAGCCUUAAUAAUAAUAAUAAUAAAAGGCCUUAUUAGAAUUCACGGAUUUCACAGAUUUUCAGAUGACAGUUGGCUCUAUAAGAGACUGUCAGGAUAAUUAUUGUAUGCUUAAAUGUAGGUGCACUCUAUUGACCCCUCAUCAAAUCUGUCAUAGCAUCCUCAGUGCGUAUAUAAUACGUAAUAGUUAGAUGGUCCUUUGUUUUACGUUGACAAGGGGGAAGCCAGGGCGGUUGGAGGAUCCUUUGUGAGGGAAAUGUUGUAUGGCUCAGCUCAACAGAUGGAGUUGAUAGCCAAUUUACUAGCCGGGGUCAUAAGAGAGUAAUCUCAGACCCUCGCCAGAAUAUGUGUGUUAGUUAGUUAGUAGCAAUCAGAGGCAAAAUGAGUGGUGUGGAUUUAGGAGAUAGUGUGUAUGGUGCGGGUCUAAAUGUUUAAAUCUAUACAAUCAACUCCGCCACCUACAUUUUCGUAAUGUCAGGGAGGGUGGAUGGGGGGGGGGGGAUAUUCCUCGGCAGAAAGUACAUGCUGUAUUUAAAAAUACUACACUAUUCAUCCCGAAACUCUUGAAAGUCCUAAAAUAGCACAGUUAUAGCUCGAAUGCUGUAAAAUACCAGACAAUGUUUGCAUGAAUUACCGUCGUGAUGUUGUCAAGAUGUAUUUUCACAAAUGAUCUCGCUGGCUAUUUCUAAACUCAGUAGUAGAGAAAUUACAGUAAUCUUUAGUCCACCGAAUGGUAAGGCCACGUGCUACAUAUAAUUCGGUGGGCUACGCCAGUGGUUCUAAAAUUUUCGUUUCCCUGCGCCUUUGCCACACUACGUUUUCACCAGGCUCCCUGUGUCGAAUUCUAACAUGUACAAUUCGAAAUAGCGAAUACACAAAUAAAAUAAGGGUUGGAUAAAAAUAAAUAUAACGUGUAUGUAGGUCACUGAGCGCCAUCUGGAACUGCAAACAGCAAUUUCUUAGUGAGUUACUGUUACGACCGAAAGUUGUCCCAUUGGUUUAAAAGUGAAAAUAAAAUAAUGCAUUUUUAAAAAUAUUUCGCAACGCCCCGAUGAGGAAGCCGCAGCCACCCCCUUGCCCAGGGCGAUGUGGCGCUUAUUCUGGGAACCACUGGGCUGACAGAAUCACCAGUGGUAAAAACCCGUGUCACAUUUUGUUGACUGUAACAUCAUAAUAUACAAUGGAUUUUGUUAAGUUUAUGGGGGAGGGGGGGGGGCUGGGCUGGUGUUUUAAAGCUCACUGUACCAUACACACAAAAAGGUGUGGGGGUCCCAAUUCGUUACCGGGUAAUUAAUUCUUAUUUACUUAUUUUAAUACAUUUUAUUUUAUGCCCACCUGACGUCAAGUUUGAACAACGUUACAUUUCACCGGUGACUUUAUUUUUACCUGUGGCAGACUGGGAUAAUGUGAUCAGCACGUUAACCCAAAUAUUAAUUAAUAUAUUGUACUAGCCGAUACACGUCUGCAAAACAAAGUGACCGCAGUUUGCGGUUAACGUCAGUCAUCUACCGUUAACCUUCAGUUCUAUAUUUUGACGCCGGCUUAACUCGAUUCCACUGAACAUGCUAUAGGAGUAGUUAUUGUAUACAUUAUAUAUACUAUAUUUUUAUUUAUUUACUAUCAAAAUACUGCAUUGUACGAUUUUGAGACGAUAUUGUACGAUUUUAGGAGUUUGGGGGUAAACAGGUCUGCAUCAUAUACUAGGUAGAAACAUUCUUUAUCCGAUCGGGAUUAAUAGCAAAUCAUGUAUUAAAUGGCUAUUCAAGUGUUCCGUGUAUCCUGGUUUCACCCAGAUUUUUAUUAGAUUUGAUUAGAUUAUUAAUCGAUUAGAUUAUUUUUAAAUGAACUUUAACAUUUUAAAAAUUUAUUGAAGUGUACCUAUACCAUUUUUAAAAAAAAUAAAAAUUCCUUUACUUUUUAUCCUUAAACUUUAAUAUUGUAAAUAUAUUUAUUUUCCUCUUCAAAAAAAAACAAAACACAGGUAUUCCACUAAACACAGCUCUGAUCAGACAGUUCACAAACCCUCCAGAUCUAGAUGCCAUUUUUAGAUUUGAUUGUAUAGAGCCCCCUGAUCUAGAAAAAGUUUUUGCUGGCACUAAAAAGAGGCGAUACAAGGAGAGGACAAGCUCAGCAAUCUGGAAAUCUCCUGUGGGGGCUCAUUAAAUACAAAGUUGAGAUGUUCAGCUGCUCCUGAUGUUAAGACUUAAAGCUAUUCACUCAUGUGCACAGGAGUCACGUAAAUCAACAUUAAUCAGCUGGGAUAUUCUUAUAAAUUGCAUAUUGAUGUGAAGGUUAGAUGUUAUCUAACAACACUAAUAGCUAUAAAAGAGAUAUAAAUAUGUUAAAUAGUCAUUUAUACUGAUGGUAGGGGGCAUAAUUAGAAUGCAUGCUGAUAAAUAGUGCUUUUCAGAUUUUUAAUAAGUGCAGAUAUAUAGCAUUAUGAAAGAAAAACCAUGGCUACUCAUAAAUUUGCUGACCAAGCAUAAUUACCCUCUUAACCCUUAGUUAGAGCGCUUUUAGUACUAUGCAUUUUGGAUGGUUAUGUUUUUUAAGUAGAAAAAUUUAUCACUGAGCUAUAAAUUGUAGAGUUUAAAUGAUAUAAAGAAAUUUGACAUUGUACAAAGAACGUUACAUUUGAUUUUAUAUUUAUAAAGAAGCCAACUAUAAAUUAAUUAUUUUUUUUUAAUAAUUUCCUCUAAAAACUUAACAGUUUUAAAAUUUUACAUUUGUUUCAAAUUGUUUGAAUGUUCCUG